ACAUGAGAGGAUCCCACACAGACUGAGUUAAAUCAGUAGAGGAUUUACUGUUAGCUGAUUUAUCAAUUUGACAAUUUCUGGUUCCUUUUGAGUUGAUAAUCAACAAUAUUGAUUUAAUUUGUCAAAGAGAUUUAGAGCAUUUCAUGCGCUGACCUGAGACUGAUAACCAGCGGAUCAACAAGAAGCAGAUUCGAGAUGAAAACACCAUGGCUUUUACUUCUCCUGAGCUCAGUGGUAUGGGCAGAGGAGCAGUAUUAUCCUCAGAGCGAUAACAUCACAUGGGAUGAGGCCAGACUCUACUGCCAGCAAUGCUUCAAGGAACUGACCACCAUCACCAGCAGAAACAUCCAUCUGAUUGCCAACAACCUCUCAGUGGAUUACUGGAUCGGACUGCGCAGGAGCUACAACGGCACACUCCCAUGGUCCAAAUGGUCCAACGAGGAUCCUGUUACCUACCAGAACUGGUAUCCUGGUCAUCCAGUGCCGAACACAGAAAUAAAACAGCCAAUCUGUCCCACCACACAAACUCCACUAACCUCCACAUCCUCAAUAACAACCACGUCUACAUCCACACCAACAACCACUACGAUGGAAACGUCAUCGUUAAUGGCUAACAAUACAGGCGAUAUGUGUCCCAUCCUGGUCGAAAUUCUGGAUUGCUUAAAUUUAACCUAUAAGGAUCUUGAAAGUACAGUGCACUCGUACAUGAUUACGACACCCAAAACAACAACACACAGCACUUUGCCGACUGUCACAACAACAUACAGCACUCAAACCACACCACAAAGCACCACGGUCAGCAGCUGCAUCCUGGAACCCGAACCCGAUCCUGAUGUGUACAUCGAGGAUGCCUGUGUGGUCCUGCUCAGCUUCGGCAUGUGGAAGGAAAAAGUGUGUAAUAUAAGUCGACCCUUCAUCUGUUAUGACGAUCGCUUUUUUGGGCAAAUCAACUAUUUCAAUGUGAUGAAAAAUAGUGUUAAUCUGAGCUGGAGUGCAGGACCCGGUGCUAAGAACAUCAGUCACUACAGAGUGGAAAUCACUGGAGAUUACAACCAGACAUUUAAUAAAACAGACCUGUCUGCUGAAAUCACCAGCCUGACCUCAGGAACUCUGUACCGGGCUCAGGUGUUUCCAGUGAAAUGUGGCCGGGAUCUCAAUCCACAGAAUAUCUCCUUCUACACCUUGCCGUCUGCAGUGAUAGAUCUGACUGUGUUGAAUGUCACAACUGAUAGCGCCUUCCUCAACUGGAGUAGACCAGACGGAAACCAAGAUUUCUACUUGGUAAUUGUGGAGGACUUGAUAUAUGGAGACAAUAAAACAAAAAAUUGUUCAAAAAAGCCAUGGAAUAGUACAGAUCUUACUCCAGGAGUGUUGUAUAACUUCACAGUCUUUGCAGUGGUGAAUAUGACGACUUAUGGAGUUCCAAGCAAGGUUUCUGUUUACACCAAUCCUUCAAAAGUCAAAAACCUGAUCCCAGGCAACAAUGAAAGCAAUGCCAUAGUGGCCAAUUGGGACAAUCCUAGUGGUUAUCGUUCAAGUUUCAACGCUUGUAUUGAAGAAUUAAGCAGCUCUAAUUGUAUUGACUGCAACAUGGGAGAAUGCAGCAUAACAAACGACACGUCCAUAAAUAUGACUGCAUUAUCAUCUGGCACCCAGUAUUGUCUGUGUGUGACAGCACUGACAAACAGCGACACACAACCUGGAGAGACGGUUGUAAGUCUAGCAUUCACACAGCCAAACACUGUGAGUGUCACCUCCUUGGUUACCUAUAGCACAUCCAUGUCUGCCUAUUGGACAAUAGAGGGGAAAUAUACAAAUUUUUUGGUGACAAUUCAAACAACAGAUUAUCACAGUACUGAGAGCAAUUAUAGUACCACAGAGCGUUAUUACAAUUUCUCAGGUCUGAUGGCAGCAGUGAGGUACUCGAUUACAAUUAUCACUUUUAAUGGGAAACUGCAAAGUGAUCCUGCUGUAGUAUCAGAUUACACAAGACCGACUUCAGCACGGUCACCAAAGGCCACUGUUAACAAAAGGAACAUAACCGUGAGCUGGGAACCUCCGUCUGACUCAAAGGAUGCUAGGAUUAAUUAUACAGUCACAUAUCAUACGUCUUUUUGGGGGGAAUAUUAUACAUCAAAUACCAGUGACACACAACUUACCUUUGAUAAUUUAAGAAGUGGAACAACAUAUGACUUUAAUAUCGCUGUUGUGGCGGGCAUUUUGACGAGUAAUCCAGUCAGCACUUCUGCACAAACAGAGCCUGUGAAGAAGGUGCUGAGCUUGGUAAUGCUGUGUUCAUCUGUACAUGCACUUGAGUGUGCAACAGACGAAACUCUGCAUGAGCUGUACAACAAGUUGUCCUAUCAAACUGCAGGAAAACUGGACGGGGUUUACUGGAAGCUGAAAUGGGUCGACAGAAAGUAACAUUAGCUCAGUCCUCAAAGCAGAAACUAGGUCUGAAAACCAUAUUCAUCCAGUCACAUUUGUUUUGAUUAACACUUCUUAUAUGGAUAAUUCACCUAAAAAUCUAAAAAUAAUGGAAUAUAUGAAGAGUUUAGAUGCAAAAACCUCUGUCACGUCUGAAAUUUCCAUAGAAAAUGAACAUUUUUCUCAACCUUAUGUUGUUAUGUUGAGAUAUUUUACUUUAAAAACCAGGAAAAGGACUUAUUAUUUGCCAUAAAAGUGAUAUUACUGAACAUACACACAGGAGCACGAUAAAAACAUGCUCAUUUUAGAGGAAAAUUUCAGACGGCAUUGAGGUUUUUGCAUCUAAACUCUUCAUAAAUAGUCCUAUAAUGCAGCAUGCCUUACUUUAUUCCAGACCACUAAAGGAGAUUUUUAUUUAUGUCUUGCACAUGUUGAUCAAGGCUGUAUAGAUGUAAUGUUCAUUAUCAAUUGUUUGUUUUGCUGUAUUUACAGUUGUGUUGUGUUUUACAGUAAACACUAGACGGGUUAUUAAAGGUGCAGUAGCUGAUUUUCUUCAGAAACUUGUGUUGUUGUGUUGGUUGAAAGUCUCUUCAUAGUCCAAUAGUGAUGACUAACGUAAAUGAUCUAAACGUGUUUAUAUGUAUGAUCAAAGGGAAUUUGGCCAGGAGUUACACCCCUACUCUUUACCAGAAGUGCCAUAGGAUUAUUAAUGAGAACAGAAAGUCAAGACCUUGGAUUAAUGUCUCAUCUGAAAGACUGUGCUCACUGACCCUGCUGGCCUCAC
Danio aesculapii is the source of this 3211-nucleotide messenger RNA. RefSeq names its product receptor-type tyrosine-protein phosphatase eta. The transcript is spliced from 9 exons. Gene Ontology annotation, molecular function: protein binding. The coding region runs from base 196 to 2424 and encodes 742 amino acids. NCBI's taxonomy places the organism in Eukaryota, Metazoa, Chordata, Actinopteri, Cypriniformes, Danionidae. The record is from RefSeq and is a predicted model, not a curated record.